Molecule: messenger RNA, 1863 nt
Organism: Linum tenue
Lineage: Eukaryota; Viridiplantae; Streptophyta; Magnoliopsida; Malpighiales; Linaceae
Source: the annotation of a GenBank genome assembly
AUGGCGGCCUCCUCCCCCACUUCGACAAUCCUCAACUCGCAAUUCACGGAAGCGAAGUGGAUGGCGCAGACGGAGGAGAACUUGAAGCUGGACCUGGAGAAGGUGACCCAAAGCCUCCUCUGCGUGGUCCGAAUCCCGGGCUCUCUGAAGCAAGCCCAACAACCACCGGCGGGCGCCGAAUGCUGCAGCUACACUCCCCUGCUCAUCGGCCUGGGACCGUUCCACCACUUCCGCUCCGACCUCUACCAGAUGGAGCCCAUCAAGCUGGCCAUAGCCAAGAGGGGCCUCGCCAGGUUCGGCCUGUCCGGUCUACGGGACCUGUCCGACCUCCUCUCCCCUCUCCUCCCUUCCAUCCAGGCCUGCUACGGCCUCCACCUGGACCUCCGGGACGACACCCUCGCCAGGGUCGUCGCCAUCGACGGCUUGUUCCUCAUCGAGUUCCUCCACAACGAGGAGCUCGUGAUACUCUCUUCCGUCGCCCCUUGCUUCUCCAAGAGGAAGCUCUCCCCGCAUGCCGUCCUCAGGGACCUGGUUCUCCUCGAGAACCAGGUCCCUCUUUUCCUCCUGGCGGAAGCCCUGCAGGGAGGAGGCGCCUCCUCCGCCGCCGCCAUCUCGGAGCAGAUCUGCUCCGAGAUGGACUCGGUGUGCCGCUUCCUGUCCCCUCUCGAUCUCCCCACGCAGUUCCCGCAGUACGUGAGGCGCCGGCACCUGCUGGAUCGGCUGUACCUCCUAAUGACCUGGCGGGACAAUAACAAUAACAGCAGCAACAACAACAACAAUACUACACAAUAUUCGGCUGGCUUGGUCGACCAGCUUCGAGCUCCCACCUCGCUCGGAAUUCUGCAGCGGGUCGCCGUUGGUCUUCAUCUCAAGCUACCGGCCGAGCCUCCGCUGCCGCUUGUCCGAGCCUCCUCGGAUCCCACGGCGGCGGCGCUAAAAGACGACGAUGGAGAGGGUACUGCUACGACUGACCGCGGGGACGUCGGUGAUGUUGAUGACGAUACCCAACGGAUGGCGGUGCUGCUACAGAAAACCGCCUCGCUUCCCGCCCCUGGCCACGGAAAUAACGCCGAACGCAACCGGGUCAACCGUGCGAAGAGCCUCUUCAGUAAAAUGGAGUCGUCCAUCAAAAUUGACGAAACCGUCACGAACCAGCUGCAAUCCUUUGCUCAACAAAAUGACAAACUGCCGAUAACGGGAGUGUUCCGCGUCUUCACCAUGCUCGACCAGGUCCUGAAAGAAGACAAGCGCCUCGUCCCUUCCGUCUACAAGCUGAAAAGAGUGGGCGUGAAGGUCCUACGGGCACGCGACGUCGGCCUGAGCAACAUCCGCUUCGACCACCGUGCCAAGACGCUGGAGCUCCCGGUCUUCACCUGGAGCCCCAACACGGAGGUGGUAAUGCGCAACCUCCUGGCCUACGAAGCCCACGCGAAGUCCAGCUCCCUCCUCCUGAACCGCUACAUGGAGCUCAUGCACGGCCUCGUCCGCUCCAUGGAGGACGUGCAGCUCUUGAUGGAGGAGGGAGUGAUCUCCGUCGGGGCCGGUGACCCCACCGCGGUGAUGGAAAUGUUCUCCGCGAUGGGGACGGGGACCAACUAUCCCAAGGACCAAACCAUACUGGACCAAACCGUGGGGCGGGUCCGGGAUUUCUACAGCAACAAGUGGAAGACAUUGGUGAAGAGGCUCUCCAAGAAGUACGCCAAGGUCACCAUCCAGGCAUUGGUUAUUUUCACGGGGCUGGCCCUCAUCAUCGUGCUCUUCAUUCAGGCGUGGUGCAGUGUGUACAAGUGCUCUGGCAGUGCUUUGCACCAAACGCUUGCCGAGAUUCUCCCGGCGCACCACCUGCUUUCUUAUUCUUCCUAA